GAAAUGAUAAAACUGCCAUUACAGCUAACAUAACUCUUGGAGGAGGUGGAAAAAUCAGCUUAAUCUUAAAUCCCACUGAACCUGAUACAACAGUGUAUUCGAAUGCUGGGCAAGUAUCCACAUUUACAGUAGCAGCUGGCACGCAAAAUGUGACAAUAGUAGCUGAAAAAGCGUCAGGCUCUGCCUUAGCAGGAAUACUUGCCUCAUUCAGCAACGGAAUUGUCACAGAUGAUUUGUGGAGUUGUAGCAAAAACUCUAACGAUCUAAAAUGGGAAAAAGCCUCAACAUAUAGAAGAAAUGAUUUGAACAUUAGCCGGAACCGAGCCAUUUCGCAAAUCAAACAGAAUGCGCAAUGGAUAUGGGUAAAAAAAUUGAGCGCAUCCAGGGUGCGGUGUAAACGAAAACUAGGUGAGUCAUGCAUGAGGUACCUUGUAUCAUAUCCGAAACAAUUUAGCAUUAUGUAUAUAGCCGGUUUUCCACUAUGUGAAAGUUUGCGCGCGGAGCAGAAUUUUUCUUUGUCUUGUGAUUUCUCGGGUGAAAUUACUGAUUAGAAAAAAACACAGAAAAAUGUAUGUCCGCACCGCGCGCAAAUUUCCGCCUAGUUGAAAAACAGCUUACGAUUGCUAAUAUUUUGCUUUUCUGAGCUUAAAAGUUACUGCAUGUAUAAUUUAUUCAUGAAUACUUGACUUAUAUGGGCUGUUUAUAUAGAUACUGGGCUGGCUCCCUUGGCGAGACAGCCUACGGUAAGCGAGAUCUCGCCGCGUAUAGUUAUUUUUAUAGUUAAAGCUACUUUGUGAUUUAUAUGGACAACCGGGCUGGCUCGGUUUCUGCCAGCCCGGUUCCCGAGAUCUCGGUUGAGAAAGGUGAGAUCUAGCUUACCUGGAUGAAAAUGUCUCUGUAUAAACACUCACUGGGCCGUUAGCUAUUUUAGCAAGUGUCAAAACAAUGUCAAAACAACAAAAUUGUCCCGACAAACGAGAUGGAAUUUUCUCACAUAUGAACACAAGAGAAAUUCAUCUCGCUUACCGGGCUUUACAGGCUCAGCCCCUUAUGUGGGGAACAUUUCCUCACAUUGGUUUUGGCUCCCAACAAUGCAUGAGUCGGGUCAUUAAGGAAGACAAGUGUACUUUCAUGGAGUGAUAAAAUUAAAUUUUCUUCAUUAAGUGGGGUUAAACACCUGCUUGACUCAACCUAACAAUAAAUACCUACCGAUAAAAUAAUUAUCACUUAUUUACUGAGACCGAGGGAAACAACAACGGCGGUCGAGGGGCCACAAAACACACUGCUUUCCCGAGGUCUCAGUAAAUAAGUGUUUUGUUAUAUAGUAUAUAAGUGGCAAAGUAUGAAUAAUUCACCGGUUAUUGGAAUGAACUUAAUUUGAAACCAAAACCGGAUAAAUGGAAUGCCGUAAAUGUUUAGUAAAAAGUUUAAAAAAUGAACUUUGGAACUUCACGGUUGACACGCAUGCGUAUUGCACCCAUUUUAGUAUUGACCGGUCAAUAAAUGUUUGAUUGCGGACCGGUUGCCGAACAUGACGUUUUGUGGACCGGCACGUGACACGGUUUUGACCAAUCUGCAAACAGAAAAAUUGAACUUUGACACUAAAUAUAUAACAACAAGGUUUAUAGGCCAAGUAUUAUAUAAUAUUAUAUAAUUUUACUCUACAUGUUAAUUGUAAUUUACCAUUCAUUUUGCUGACAUACGUCCAGUACUAAACGCCAUUUUUCUCGCAAAUUUUAUUCUGUGAAGACACUACCAAGAUCAACCUGGCCAUAGAGAACGAAAAUGGGAAUAUUACCAAAGAAAUAACUGUAAAACACAAGAAGGGAAAACGUGCAAGUUUUACCUUGUCAGAAAAUGCAACAUUUCGAAUUGUUAUUCUAUGGGAAAAUUCUGAUAUAACUAUUGCAUUCUUUCACAAUGACAUUUCCAAACACGAGUAUUGGGAGUGUACAGGAGGCAAUAUGUGUACAUCAGCUAGAUGUGAUGGCUCACAUCUGAAUUGGAGAAAAGCCUAUACUUGUGGUUCAAAGAUUGACUGGUGUUCGAUAUUCCCCCCAAAUCUGCAAUGGAUAUGGCGAAGUCGUCUCACCUCCAACAUUCGGUGCAGAAAAACUACUG
This is a messenger RNA of Paramuricea clavata, 2121 nucleotides long. The record is from the annotation of a GenBank genome assembly. NCBI's taxonomy places the organism in Eukaryota, Metazoa, Cnidaria, Anthozoa, Malacalcyonacea, Plexauridae.